GUGUUUGGGGAAACAGACCCAUCAAGCCUGGCUGCUGUGCUUAGAGCCAGUGAACAGUUGGUACUCAAUGACCUUUGACCUGCUGUGCUUUCUUCACAGCUCCAUCUCCCACUCCGUGCUGUCUGAGAUGCAGAUGAUUGAGCAGGAAACCCCGCUGAGUGCAAAAUCUUCCCGAUCACAGCUUGACUUGUUUGAUGAUGUUGGAACUUUUGCCUCUGGACCCCCAAAGUACAAGGAUAAUCCCUUUUCCUUGGGAGAAACUUUUGGUUCUCGCUGGGAUUCAGAUGCAGCCUGGGGUAUGGACCGGGCAGAAGAGAAGGAACCCGAAGUGACAAUCUCCAGCAUUCGGCCUAUUUCAGAAAGAACCACAAGUCGGAGGGAAGUGGAGAGCCGGAGCUCGGGUCUGGAGUCCAGUGAAGCAUGUCAGAAGUUUGCAGGAGCCAAGGCCAUCUCAUCUGACAUGUUCUUUGGUCGAGAGGUGGACUCUGAGUAUGAAGCCAGGUCUCGGUUACAGCAGCUCUCAGGCAGCAGUGCCAUCAGCUCUUCAGACCUUUUUGGAGAUGUGGAUGGAGCUCAUGGAGGAGGAACUGUAUCUCUGGGGAAUGUAAUUCCUACAGCUGAUAUUGCCCAGUUUAAGCAGGGUGUCAAGUCUGUGGCUGGCAAGAUGGCUGUGCUGGCCAAUGGUGUGAUGAAUUCUUUACAGGAUCGCUACGGUUCCUACUGAUCCAGGCUCCAUGGCUCAAGCCUGUGGUGGUGACAGCGAGAACCCUGAUUCUCAGGCCAGGGUGCCUGCCUUGUGGAUCUGGGGAUUUGUGGACUUUGUGUGGUGUGUGAGUUGGGUGGCUUUGAAGGAUCCCGGGCGAGGGGAAUGGUCAGCAUCAGCCUUUGCCCUUUGCCUGUGCAUUGAGUUCUUGUCCUCACCCUCUCCCUCCACGCUAGGCUCUUCUUCCAGUCCUGCCUACAGCUGCUGCACUGGGAGUGAGAGGAGAGUUCCAGCAGGGUGGCUUUAGGGGUCUAGUUCUUCCCCAAGGAGGGAAGGCGGAAGGCUUCUGUGGGCUCUAGGAUCCUUUUAGAUGGGCUGGGGGGCUUGGCCCUCCGUAUUCUGGACACAGGGGAGGCCUGACAAGAGCUGUGCUGGAUCAGCCCUCAGGGAGAAGUUCUGGACUUGCCACUGCUGUUGCCAUCAGUGGCCUCUGGGUUCCAGGGGAGGGUGGGAUAGGAGAAGGACCCCGGAAACUCACUAAGAGCUAGAACUUUUGCUUGGCACCUAAAGGUUUUAUUUGGGAUCAGCCUGGAUGGAGGCCUGGGCAUCUUCCUUUGUCACUGCUGUCCCUUGGAGGCUGACUUCUGCUUAGGUGUCUUGAGAGCCCUUAUCUACCAUUACUACGGGUCAUAGCACCUCCGUCUGUGCUUGAGAUUCUCUCCUUGUGUGUUUUGCUCCGCACCCAUGGCAGGUCUCACCUAUGUGUCCUGCCUGGCUGCUGUGCAUCUGCUGUUGGCCGAGGAAGCUGAGACCCAGAGAAAGCCCUGGAGCUCAGCUUUUGUCCUCUGCACCAUUCUGGGUUUAGGGGUCCUAGGCAGCACUCCGUCAGUCAGUGAGAGCUUGAGCUCCUGCAGCUGCCGCCCACACACUGGCCUCUGGCCUCGCACUGUGUCAUCCUUGGUGCCAUCUCACCUUGCUGUCCUGGCAGCUGGGCCCAACCCUACCUGUGCAUUGCAGGCUGGGCUCCCAAACAACACAGACCACUCUUCCCUCAUCCCUCCCCAGAGGGACAUGACUUUCUUUCAGCACUGUUUGUAUUGAAACAAAGUGGUGUCAAAAUAAAGCCCCCACGGGGCCCUGUGGGUCA
Psammomys obesus (fat sand rat) is the source of this 1850-nucleotide messenger RNA. RefSeq names its product ADP-ribosylation factor GTPase-activating protein 2-like. Gene Ontology annotation, biological process: COPI coating of Golgi vesicle. The transcript is spliced from 6 exons. NCBI's taxonomy places the organism in Eukaryota, Metazoa, Chordata, Mammalia, Rodentia, Muridae. The coding region runs from base 68 to 724 and encodes 218 amino acids. Gene Ontology annotation, molecular function: GTPase activator activity. The record is from RefSeq and is a predicted model, not a curated record.